ACUCCUUCCUCCUUCCUGCUUCCUCCUUCCUCCUUCCUCCUUCCUCCUCCGAGUUCAUUCACGCUGGCGUCCAAAAUGGAGCGCAAGAAGACGAUGACGAUGAACUGGGCUGGACUGCAGGAUGACGACGACGACGACCGGUUUUUUGAGUCCAUUGAGAGAAUGUCGUGCGCCAUGCCGGAGGAUUUGGCUUCCUCUUCUGAUGAUGACGAUUUCGAAGACAGUAGAAUGUCCUUCGCCUCCGUCGUCUCCACCAAACACCACGAGGAUUUCAGAGCCUUUGCGGUGGCUACACCGAUGAAGCCAGAAUAUGACAUUUGGAUGGCGGCACCGGGAUCGAUUACGGAACGUCGCAAGCGAUUGCUCGAAGGAAUGGGCCUGAAUAGUGGCAAACAAUUUCAGAGGAUUCAGAGCAAAGAAAUCCAGAGGGAGGUUUCGAGGAAAUUACUUGAGGAUGUCCAAGUUUGUCAGCCAGAAAUUGUCGAAUCUCCUGAUGUGGACCAGAAGCAAGAGGCAUCGCAAACGCCAUUACCGAUCGUGCUCGUACGAUCGCGAUCUGAUGGAGAUAUUGACACAUUCUCGUUUACCAAGAGACGGAAAGACGAACUAAUUGGAAAUGUCUCGAAGCAGCGCCUCACGAGAACUUACUCGAUGAUAAUGGCGUCGAGUGCUCGGAUGUGUAAUUAUCCUGAGUCGAUCAGAGUUGCGGCGAACGAAUGUGGACAAACGAUUAGGCACGGUGCGACGCUGUCGACGGUGAUCUCAAACAACAGAUUCGGCUCAUUUUUUCUGAUCAAGAAUCUGGAUACAGGAAAUGAAUUCAUCGUGAAUGGAUACGACCAAGACGGAAUGUGGAAUCGUCUCAGCGAUAUUCAGACGGGGAAGCAGCUUACGAUGGAGGAAUUCGAGAAAUGCGUUGGAUAUUCAUCGGUGGUGAAGGAAAUGAUGCGAAGAGGGAACGGAUUCUUCGGCGAUAAGAAGCUCAACAUGAAUUCGUUAUCGAAGAGCUUGAGAAUGAGUAAGAGAAGAGGAGCGGCUCUAUUGAAGAACAUCAAGGGCUCAAUGACAGGUUUAAUGGGGGAAAAGGAACUUUCUCAAGCGCUAGAUUCAAAACCUAGCAAGAACGCAUCAUCGACUAAUUCUCCGCCUUCAUCCUCCUCUACGGCGGCGCCGUCGUCGUCAGAGUGGGUAAAAGUGAGACAGAGCGGCAGAUCGUACAAGGAGCUUUCGGCGCUGCAUUUUUGUCAGGAAAUUCAAGCGCAUGAGGGCUCAAUUUGGACGUUGAAAUUCAGUUGCGAUGCCAAAUUGUUAGCGAGUGGAGGUGAGGAUCGAAUAAUCCAUGUAUGGGAAGUGCAAGAAUGCGAAGUAAUGUCGAUGAAACCAAACGAAGAAGGAAGCCUUACGCCGCUCCACCCAGCUUUCUGUCCCUCACCUGAUAGGACUGUAACAGGAGAUGCUUCUCCAUUGCCAUCCGAUAAGAGGAAGAAAGGAAAGGGGCUUUCUGGAAGCAGGAAAGGCAAUGUGAUUCCUGAUUAUGUUCAUGUUCCUGAAUCUGUUUUCUCACUUUCCGAUAAACCAAUCUGCUCUUUGAGUGGUCAUCUUGACGAUAUUCUUGAUCUCUCUUGGUCUUCUAAUUCUCAGCUCCUGCUUUCAUCUUCAAUGGACAAAACUGUAAGGCUGUGGGACAUGGAAACCAAAAGCUGUUUAAAAAUGUUCGCCCACAACGAUUAUGUGACCUGCAUACAGUUCAACCCGAUGGAUGAUAACCAGUUCAUCAGUGGAUCACUUGAUGCAAAGGUGAGGAUAUGGAACAUCCCUGAUCGAUAUGUCGUGGAUUGGACUGAUCUUCACGAAAUGGUCACUGCCGCUUGCUAUACACCCGAUGCCCAGGGUGCCAUAAUAGGUUCACAUAAGGGGAUUUGCCGAACGUACACCAUAGAGGAUUCCAAGUUAGAACAAAAGCACCAGGUUGAUGUGCAAAGCAAAAAGAAGGCCCAAGGAAAAAAGAUCACUGGGUUCCAAUUUGUUCCAGGGAGCCCCACUGAAGUGCUGGUUACCUCUGCUGAUUCUCGAAUCCGAAUCUUGGAAGGCACCGAAAUUACUCAAAGAUUCAGAGGCUUCCGAAACACGAACAGCCAACUUACAGCAUCGUUCAGUCAAGAUGGGAAAUAUGUGAUAUGUGCAAGUGAAGAUUCUCAAGUUUUUGUAUGGAGAAGAGAGGAGCCACGAAAUUCAAAUUCUGGAAAGAAAAGUUUGAUAGCAACUAGAGGUUAUGAACACUUCCCUUGUAAAGAUGUUUCUGUAGCAAUUGCAUGGCCUGGCAUGAUGAACAGCGAGCCUCGGUUGUCGCAAAUGAACUCGAAAAGAAAUUCUAAACGCUGCCCAUCGCAGUCAGCUUCAGCCUGCAGCUCACCAACUCGAGAAGAAGGCAGCUCGGUUGGAAAUAGUAAGAAACAGCUGCCACCUCUACCAAAGAAAAACAACAAUGCUGCAGAGAAUAAUAGUGCCUCAACAACUCCUCCAGAUGAGGAGCCACAGCAGCCAGCUCAGGUGACUCGAUCAGAUUCCAAAACUGGCGAAUCGCUCACUCCAUCACCUUCCAUCAGGUCAGGCGAUUCGCCUUCUAUUUCUUCUUCUGCUAUCAACAGCUCAUCGUCUUCCUCCUGGCCUUCCUCUUGGUCUUGGUUUGAUGUCGGUAAUAGCCAUGGACAUCAUGCCAUCCCAGCCACCGCAUGGGGAUUGGUCAUUGUGACUGCUGGGCUGGGAGGUGAAAUAAGAGCCUAUCAGAAUUUUGGACUGCCACGUAGGAUUGGACGACAGACCAAUUUCUGGCCAACAGCCUAGAAGAGUAAAUUGAUUGGUGACCAAACAAAUUCCCAUGGUGAUCUCCAUAGGAUUGGGAAUUUGGUUCUAGCUUUACCAUAUACAACUCUUCCAGUGAACUCAGUAUACUAGGAUGGAGUUCUCUGAUACAUAUAUAGGGCUAAAAUACAAGCUGCCGGGAGGUUUGUUUCAAAGGCUAAAGCUGCUGUAUUUGUAGAUUGUUAAAUACAGCAAAUAUGAACUUCAGAAAGUAUAGUAAAUGUACCCUACCUGCCAACAAUUUUUGGCAUUCAACAUUA
Messenger RNA from Cucurbita moschata (crookneck pumpkin), 3122 nucleotides. RefSeq names its product WD repeat-containing protein 44-like. The transcript has 7 exons. The record is from RefSeq and is a predicted model, not a curated record. Gene Ontology annotation, molecular function: protein binding. Lineage: Eukaryota; Viridiplantae; Streptophyta; Magnoliopsida; Cucurbitales; Cucurbitaceae. Bases 76 to 2844 code for a protein of 922 amino acids.